UUUUAUUUACAAAACUCACGCGGUACCAGCAAUCAAAACAAUCUUGUUCAAAGCAGUCGUUUCAUUUAUGUGCGUGCUAUUCUUGUAAAAAAACAAUGGAAGUUGAACCAAUUGUGCAAGAUGUAGCAGUCGAUUCGAAGCUAGACACCGUGGAAGAGAUCCAAGAAGCAGUGGAGGUCUCGGAAAAACCUGUAGCCGCUAAGGAAAACGAGUAUGCCUACCUCGAUGCAACCGGCUUUACGUCCGAGCGGUUUAAAAUUGAAGUCAGAAAUCUACCGAAGCACUAUGGCAUAAAUGAAUUGAAAAAACUGCUCAACGUAAAGCUUGGACUUUCAACGAACAAAAUCAAAGUCCUGCGACCGGGAUGUCCGUUUCUGUUCGUUUGCUUCCGUGAUGAUACCGAACGGCAAACGGCCAUUAAAACACUCGACGGCUUCGCUUGGAAAGGUAAAACACUACAAGCAUUUGAAGCGAAACCAGCACCGGACCCAUUGGUAAAGCGACGGAAUGAAGCAUCCGGAGUGGAUGGAACUAUUAGCGUGAAGAAGCGUAAGACACUGGAGGAGACCGUCACUGCCUUAGCGCAUCUCAAUUACGAGGAUCAACUGGUUCAGAAACAAUCCGAAGUGAGAAAUAUACUAACCACAUUUGGUGGUGAAAUUUGGAAGACUUGUCCUUCGCUGAGAGGACACGUGGAGGCACAACGCAAGAAGUACGAUGGAAUGCCCUGUCAGCUGGAGACCAUUCGCGAAUCUCCCCAAACUGAUGGAUAUCGAAACAAGUGUGAGUUUUCUGUUGGAAAAAAUGCACAGGGCGAAACGCGGGUCGGCUUUCGAGUUGGGAGUUAUUCCAAUGGGUUCAUUGAAGUAGAGUCGCCUGAGAAUUUGAAAAACAUUUCGGAUAAAAUGAAAGCUACUGUAAAAAUUUUCGAGGAGUAUGUUCACCAGUCAAAGUACGAAGUGUACAGUCCGGAAACGUAUCUUGGGUACUUCAGACAGUUAACGAUUCGCACAUCUAGUUCGACUGGGGAAGUAAUGGUUGUUGUUGGAAUUCACCAACAAUCGCUUGAUAAGGAGGAGUUGAAAGAACUCAAGCAGUCUAUUGUCGCUUGUUUCACAUCAGAAAAGGCCAAAGAGGUCGGUAUCAGUUCAGUUUAUUUUGAACGUAUAGAGAAACGGAAGCCUGGUCAGAAUGUGAAUCAGAUUGACCAUCUGCACGGCGAAACUCACAUUGUGGAUUCGAUUCAUGGACUAAAGUUUCGUAUUAGUCCGCUAGCUUUCUUCCAGAUAAACACACUUGGAGCCGAGGUACUCUACAAAUGUGCUAUAGAGUUGGCAGAGGCUACAAUACAAACAUCCGUUCUGGAUAUUUGUUGUGGAACCGGAACAAUCGGACUGUGUUUCGCAAAGUAUUGCAAGCAGGUUUUGGGUGUGGAAAUUAUCCCACAAGCUAUCGAAGAUGCCAAGUACAAUGCUGAACUGAAUGGGAUUGAGAAUUGCAAAUUUUUCUGCGGCAAUGCUGACGAUUUAAUUACAUCUUUGAUUAAAAAUGCGAAAAUUCAGCCCGGAGAGAAUUUGGUUGCGAUCGUGGAUCCUCCACGAGCAGGACUUCAUAUUCGAUCCAUAACACAGCUGCGGAACGCUCGUGGGUUGAAUCGGCUGGUGUAUGUGUCCUGUUCGCCACGUAGUGCCAUAAAAAAUUGGGUCGAUUUGAUGCGUCCGUGUUCGAAAGCAAUGCGAGGUGUUCCGUUUGUGGCUAAGAAAGCCAUGGCGGUGGAUAUGUUUCCACAUUCGCCGCACGUUGAAUUGGUGGUACUGUUUGAACGUGAGCCGGAAAAGGAAGAAUUGUGUCAGCAGACCGAAUCCAACGAGGCUGGGGAUGGAGAGGAUGAGAAGGACGUGACGGACAAUUCACAGAUUGGAGAUAGCACGGAAUAAGUUGCACAAUUCGAUGGAACGAGUCAGUCUUUUAUAGGUAUAGCAUUGGAACUUGAAUUUAAGAUAUGCUAUUGAAUAUUUUUCAAAUGAAAGUAUG
This is a messenger RNA of Topomyia yanbarensis, 2034 nucleotides long. Its product is annotated as tRNA (uracil-5-)-methyltransferase homolog A. The record is from RefSeq and is a predicted model, not a curated record. Lineage: Eukaryota; Metazoa; Arthropoda; Insecta; Diptera; Culicidae. Gene Ontology annotation, biological process: RNA processing. The coding region runs from base 96 to 1937 and encodes 613 amino acids. The transcript has 4 exons. Gene Ontology annotation, molecular function: RNA methyltransferase activity; nucleic acid binding.